CUUUGUCUUGUCACCCACUAGAGCUGUCGUCACGGAGGCCAGCCACCGUGGGACAAUGAAGGCUGCAGCUUCAAGGUAAGAGCCAUGGCCCUCACUCCUGGUGGUUCCCCGAAGUCGCAGGAGGAGCAGCCGCCACUGCCACCACUGCCCGAGGACAGGCGGCAGGAGAGGCUAGUGGAGCUCCACACCUCCUUCAGGGAGCUCUUCACCUUCUUCUGCACCAAUGCCACCAUCCAUGGCACCAUCCGCCUCGUCUGCUCCAGCCACAACCGCCUCAAGACGGCAUCCUGGGGGCUGCUGUUUGUGGGUGCCCUGGCUGCACUCUAUUGGCAGUUUGGGCUCCUCUUUGAGCAGUACUGGCGCUACCCAGUCAUCAUGACGGUGUCCGUGCACUCGGAGCGAAAGCUCUUCCCGUCCGUCACUCUGUGCGACAUGAACCCCCACAGGCCGAGGUCAGCCUGCCACCAUCUGCAGGUACUAGAUGAGUUUGCCCGGGAGAAUAUCCACUCUCUCUACAAAUUUAACUUCAGCGAGGACAGGGAUGUCCUCUGUGCUGGUGACCAGGUCCCACUGCCGGCCUUCUACUUGGACCGCACGAUCCGCCUGCAAAGGCUGAGCCAACCAGGUGAUCAGAACAAAGUGGGUUUCAGACUGUGUAACAGCACAGGUGGAGACUGCUUCUACCGGGCUCACUCAUCAGGUGUGACAGCCGCCAGAGAAUGGUACCACUUCCACUAUGUGAACAUCUUGGCCCUGCUGCCCACUGCCCGUGAGGACAGCCACCGAAGCCACAGAGGCCACUUUAUCUUCUCCUGCCAAUUUGAUGGCCAGGACUGCCAGGCCCGGCACUUCCAGACCAUCCACCACCCCACCUACGGCAGCUGUUACACCUUCAAUGGCAUCUCGGCCACGCAGCACCCGGGCAUCACCCAUGGGAUCAGCCUGGUCCUAAGAGCUGAGCAGCAGGACCAGGUCCCUCUGCUGUCCACGGAGGCCAGCAUCAAGGUCAUGAUUCACGGGCGUGACCACACGCCCUUCCUGGAGCACCAGGGCUUCAGCGUCCGGCCAGGGACCGAGACCACCAUUGGCAUCCGAGAGGAUGAGGUGCACCGGUUGGGGAGCCCCUACAGCCACUGCACCAGGGAUGCUGAGGGCGUGGAUGUGCAACUACUCUACAAUGCCUCAUAUACCCUGCAAACCUGCCUGGUGUCCUGCUUCCAGCAGCUGAUGGUGGAGACCUGCUCCUGCGGCUACUAUUUCUACCCCCUGCCGUCAGGGGCCGAGUACUGCAGUUACACCAGGCACCCCGGCUGGGGUCACUGCUUCUACCGCCUCUACGGGGACCUGGGGACCCACCGGCUGGCCUGUGCCUCACGCUGCCCCAGGCCCUGCAGGGAGUCUUCCUACAAGCUCUCCGCUGGGACCUCCAGGUGGCCUUCCUCAAAGUCAGCUGACUGGAUCCUGUCCGCACUAGGCAAGCGGGACCCCAGGAGCCUGAGCCAGAACCCAGGCCUCAGGAGCCAUGUGGCCAAGGUGAACAUCUUCUACCAGGAGCUCAACUACCGGACAGUGGAUGAGACACCCAUUUACUCGGUGCCUCAGCUGCUUUCAGCCAUGGGCAGCCUCUGGAGCCUGUGGUUUGGUUCAUCUGUUCUCUCUGUCCUGGAGCUGCUGGAGCUGCUGCUUGAUGCCAUAGCCCUCGCGCUGCUACUAGGCUGUCGCUGGCUCCGCAGAGUGCGGGCGCCUUCACCAGGAGCAGCCACAGGAGCAUCCCGGGGUACACCAGAAGCCAACAAGUUGCCCACGGAUUGCAGGAAUGACAUUAAUCCUCGGGGGGGGGGGGAGCCUGCCAGCCUCAUGCCCCAAACGCUCCCGGGAGUCCUGGCAGGAGUCCUUGCUGAAGAGUUAGGCCAAGUGAGAGCCCCAGCCUCCCCACACCUGAACCUGCUGGAACUUGUCCUGAUCCUGAAGGCUCUCCUGGCUGCCCAGGGUGAACCAGACCAGCCCCACAGAGCUGCCCCCAGCCAGCUAAGCCAAACCCAGGGCCCAGGAAGCAGCACCGGGAUCUGCAGGCAGGCAGCAGGCGGGUAAGCACUCUCAUCAGCCCAGCCACCCUGCCCAGUGGUGGUGGCCUCACUCAGGGAUGCCCAGAGCAGUGUCUCUGCUGCUCUGGAUUCCCGUGUCUAGUCUGUGCAUUGCUGUGAGUGUGUGCAUUGUAAGAGGGAGGGGGCUGGGCAGCCCAGGUGGCUCAGCGGUUUAGCGCCAACUUCAGCCCAGGGUGUGAUCCUGGAGGCCCUGGAUCGAGUCCCACGCCGGGCUCCCUGCGUGGAGCCUGCUUCUCCCUCUGCCUGUGUCUCUGCCUCUCUCUCUGUGUCUCUCAUGAAUAAAUAAAUAAAUAAAUAAAUAAAUAAAUAAAUA
Nyctereutes procyonoides (raccoon dog) is the source of this 2418-nucleotide messenger RNA. It is a transcript of the gene SCNN1D, whose product is annotated as sodium channel epithelial 1 subunit delta. Gene Ontology annotation, molecular function: ligand-gated sodium channel activity. The record is from RefSeq and is a predicted model, not a curated record. Gene Ontology annotation, biological process: sodium ion transmembrane transport. NCBI's taxonomy places the organism in Eukaryota, Metazoa, Chordata, Mammalia, Carnivora, Canidae. Gene Ontology annotation, cellular component: membrane.